This is a messenger RNA of Haliotis rubra (blacklip abalone), 2972 nucleotides long. RefSeq lists its product as uncharacterized. The coding region runs from base 1 to 1512 and encodes 503 amino acids. The transcript has 3 exons. Lineage: Eukaryota; Metazoa; Mollusca; Gastropoda; Lepetellida; Haliotidae. The record is from RefSeq and is a predicted model, not a curated record.
AUGGAAAGAGGUAUCCAUGGCCAAAUAUACGGGUGUGCUUUGAUCAUUUGGUUUGUGUUUGAAGUUCCCUAUAUUGUGACUGCAUACAUCAAGCAGUAUCAGUACAGCCAGGAGUUUCAGGAGAAUCCCAACCUUGGGCAGAUUGAUUACCCUUGGGUGGUGGAUGUUACUUUUGUUUGGGUCAGGUUUGCAUUUUCUGGCAUUUUACCCAUUUUGACAUUUGCAUGGAAGAAAGAGCUGUGGAGAAGCUGGAAAGAUAUGGUUUUAUGUCGCCGGAGCAACUCGGUGACUGAUUUGGAAACUUCUUCAAAUCCUCAUUUAAAGAAGAAGAAUCUGAAUGUUGCAAAUAUCAAAACUAGAGAGAGAGAAAAGAUUGAGUCACCAAGUGCUUUGACAUUUAAUGUUCCAGUAUUGUUUGCCACAGCCAAUGGCAUCCAUGUACAGACUGAGGAAGGUAACAUGACAGACUCUGAUAUUUUCUAUGCUGAGAUGCCCUCAACAACCAGAUCCUCGUCAGAAUUGAAAUUUCUGAAGGGAAAGAAGUUGGAUGUGAGUGCGUUAGAGUUUAUUCCCCCAGACACAAGUGACUAUGACUCCAACAGUGAGGAUGAUGUGCCCGAUCAGUAUUCACUUUCGCAGCCGAUAUCAACACGGCAGUUAGAUCACAAUGACCUUGACAAGGUCAGUCGGUCUUCAUCUCAACCAGAUGUACAGACUGAAAAAAGAAACAGCAGCAGAGUGUCGAGUGUACGACCUUUUGAAGGUAAGCUCACUGCUCUAUCCUAUGGGACAGACUCUGGCCUUGACCUUAGUGGCACAUCACGAUGUCAUGAGGCUUUGACAAAGAGGAAUAAACUCAACAAAGACAAUCUGGUUAGCAUGAAUGUAGACAAUGGGCAAGAACUACAGACAUAUGUGGUUUCAGGGGGGAAAUUGGAGGAUUCAUGUGAUAAGAAAGACUCUGCCAAAUCUGAUAUAGCUCAAGAUGUCAGCUCAACUUUUACUGUUAGUGAUUCAACUGUUGAACAGAAAUCCACUGAAAACUCACUUGGUGCAACAUUUACUCAUUCAGAAGUGCCUCAGCAAAGAAACUCCGAUACAACCAGGUCAUCACAACAAUCAAAUGUCACCAAAAAGCCACCAUUGCACCUGGAGCCUUUGGCUUCCCCAACAAAUGCUGAUAGAAAUGAAUUUCCUCAGAUCAGGAAGAAAAGGGUAAAACAAAUGAAAUCUCUGCAACAUGGUGUAAAACCUGUUGGUGAACAGGAGUCAGUUUCAGGAAAGGAUCAGGAUGGUAAGGAAUCCAGAUCAGGAAACAAGAAGUCUUCCAAGCCUGGUCACAAAAGGCAAGGAACUGCUGACAGUCAGAGAGCUCUGCUUGGGUCAUCCAGUUCAGCUGAACUCCAGGACAUGAAAACUGAGUUGCAGAAGAUGGAAUCUAGGGCGGAACAGGUGUCUGUUUCGGGGCAGCGUGCAGAUGGAUCAUCUGAGUUGCCAGCCACGUCUUCAUAGAGCAUCAUGGACACACCUCCAAGGAAGCUGUAGAACUUUGGCGAGCUUCUACCUGACAUCCAAGCCAUCCAGAGUUAUAUUUCUACUGCUACCCCCAUGCAGCACCCUGUCAGCUGCCAGUGUGGACUCCAGGCAGAUACACUGAUACACAGACUGAUAUAAAUAGUGUAUGUAUGGAUUAGUUGAUACAUUGUCCCCUCACAGCGAUGUGGGAACGGAGCAUGCCUUCUUCUGUACAAGUUCAUUCUUGUGUGAAUGUUGUUGUUCAGUAUGUAAAGUAUAAAUAUGGUUGCAAUGAUGAAGUAACUUUCUGGCAUGCACUGGCAAAUAAGAAAAUAGUGUUUGAAGCAGUCCAUUAUGUUGAAAGGGAGAUUGGGGAAAAGGGUUGUUUUAGUUGUUUUGGGGACAGACCAUGAUUUUGGUCGCUUUUGGUCAAAACAUACUUUUAUUCUGAAUAGUGAACCCUUACAAAUUCAAUGUAGUUUACACACCAUCCAGUGGACAAUUUUGGUAACAGGCCCUCCAAUCCCCUCUUCUGCCUGUUUGUGAUGACAUGUGAAAAAUUAGUUUUUUCAUUAUUUAUCUUGUGUAUGUUGCCUUGAUAACUAGUGAACAGUGACUUGUUUCUAGUAAAGGUUGCAUUUGCCUCCUCCAAGUGCCAUUACAAUGACAUUAUGUAAAACUGGUCUACAAGCCUUGAAAUGUACUUUAGAAGUGCAGUGCACUCAUUGACUUCUGCCAAACAAAUGUAUCUGUAUACUACGCAGUCCCAGUGUGAACAUAUUCCUCAGUAUUGAUUGGCACUUGCAUAGCUAAACAUUGAGUAAAUGACCAUUUGAAACAUUGCCACAUCAAUCGCUUGACGCCACAGAAGUCUGUGAAGCUUUGUACAGUUACUCCUGACUUUGCAAUGUUAGAAUUUAGACGUGUGAUAUAUAAAUAAUAUGUGGACAGCAUUGUUGUGGAUCUGCAGUACAAUGUGUGUUGAAACUUCAAAUAUUUGUUUUUGGAUGUCAGAGUGACAUUUCUCGGGUACAGGGUAUGCCACAGAUUAUGUUGUUGUCGAUCAGUUAUAUGCGUCAAUACUUUGUGUUGUAAGUUGUAGUUCAAAAACAUGCCAUAGUAUUUGGGUCACAGAUCGAAAUAUGUGCACUUGGCUGUGUUGACAAGAUAACAUGAUUCCUGGUUGAGAUGUGUACAGUGAAAUUUCCAAAGUAGAAACCCACUUGUUGUAGCAUGCCUCUUCUGAGUUGAACACAUGCACAUGAACACAACUAAACAAUUGCUCUACCGUGAUUGUGAUCAUGGUAAAAUCUUCUUUAAUUAUGAUAUGUUUGAUACAUUCAAAGUAUGUUAUAUGCAACAUAUGUUAUAUUUGGGAUUACACUUCUCAGUAAAGUACAGAUUCUAGUACUUUUGUUGGGUUGAGUCCCAUGCGGGAUUCGAACCCACACCCUUGG